AAAGGAGAGGAAACCUUAACAAAAAUUAGGGUUUCAUAUCUCAAACGACUGGGCGAUGAAAGCUGAGGAACUGGGAAACGAAGAGGUGACAUGUUCUGAUAGGAUCAGUGACCUACCUGAUGACUUGCUCUUUCGAAUCCUCUCAUUGGUUCCGGUAAGAAUCGCAUUGUCCACAAGCUUAUUGUCUAAACGAUGGAACUAUGUGUGGAAGAUGAUGCCAACGCUUGUGUAUGACGAAACAUGUCCCUACAAUGGUUCCCUUGGAUUUGACCAAUUUUGUCGCAUGUCCUUGCCAUUACACGAAGCUCCUGUUCUCAAAACCCUAAACAUCAAACUUGGGGAAUACUCUGAUUCCAUAGAUACUCUCUUAUUCCCAAACAUCCGUUCCAUUCUCCUAGAGAUCAUAAUCACUUUGAAUUAUCAUCAGGUUUUUUACUCUCCCAUCAGAUUCCCAAAUAACCUCAAAGUCUUCAAAACACUCCUUGUCUUGAAACUCGAAGGCAGGAUUGCUGUGGACGUUGUAGACUCUCCUGUUUGUUUCCCUUCCCUGAAAAUUUUGCACGUCACACGUGUGAGGUUUCAGUACAAAGAAGAAUCUUUCAAAAGAGUUUUAUCGGCUUGUCCUGUUCUUGAAGAUCUCUACCUCCAAAGACUUUGCAGUCUUGGCCGUUUUAUGUUCACUAUAUCAGUCCCUACUCUACAGAGAUUAUCCAUUGAUACACAAUCUGUAUAUCAUUGUUACGAUGAUCUAAGAUUCGAGAUAAACACUCCUUCUUUGAACAACUUAAAGAUCAACGAUCGUGGAGGUUGUUUUAAUUUUGUUGAGGAUAUGCCUAAGCUGGUAGAGGCAAAUAUUUCUUUGCUUGAGUCAGAAACAGGGAAGCUCAUGAAAGUUCUAACUUAUUUCCGCGCACUUGAGCAUCUUUCCUUAAGGUUAUCCCAAUAUUGGUAAAACGCUUCACAUCUUAAGGGUACAUUAAUCUCCAAACGGAUUCUUCAUCUGGAACUACAUAUUUACGAUACAAUUCAGUUGAGUCUGCUUACGCAUUUGCUUGAAGAGUAUCCUAAGCUACGAUCUCUCAAGCUCAACCAGAAUCAUUGGUUUCCUAAGAGAGGUGUCGAGGAUCAACCGAGAUCUGUUCCUGAAUGCUUGAGCUUCCAUUUGGAAACUCUUGAAUGGAUAGGCUAUGCAGGAACACUGGAAGAGAAUGAAGUCGCCACUUAUAUUCUGAAAAACGCUCAUUGUUUGAAAACUGCUACGAUCUCUCUAUAUUCAACGGACACGGAGAAGCGUAUGCUGAUAGAAAAGGAGUUGAGAUCUAUGACUAAAGGUUCAUGUCAGCUUGUAAUCUUGUUACUGGAUUAUUAGCGUUUUAUAUUAUAUUAUAAGGUUUGAAACAGAGGAGUUUAUGAAUCCUAAGAAAAUAUCAAAAAGCUAUUAUAGCUUGCUAGCUCCUUAUAAUUGCUCAGAAAUUUUUUUUUUUUUUGGGCAACGCUCAGAAAAUCUUAAUGCUCAAGAAAGAUAACUAUAUCUCAAACUACAUUGUUGGCAACUAAUUCUGAGCUUAAUCGAACAUUUUCUAACCUACAAAAUUCUCAAACUCAACUAGGUAAAUCAGAAUGGCAUGCUGCUACGUACCUAACUCUGGUGCCUUUAUCAUGAAUGUUUGAUCCAUCAUCCAUCUUAAAACUCUUCAGUGGUUAGGCUAGGUAGGAACACAAGAUUUCAAACUCAUUGCCAUUUUUUUUAAUUUUUUUUGUCAUCAAAAGCUUCAUUCCAAAUUCAUAUUGUUCCAUACAUGCGCUUCAUGAGCUGACCUCAAGGGGAACUUAACCUCUACUAAAGAGCAGUCUUCUUCAACUGAUCGGGCCACUUUAGCAAAAGUAUCCGCACGAAUAUUCAAAGAUUGGUGAAUAAAACUAAGUGAGAAAGUAUCAAAGGAAGAACGUAUUGAGCCAAUUUGAUCCCGUUCAGGAUCCAAGGCAGGCCAAGGUUUGACGUGCUGGAUAAUGUACACCACCUGUAGGCAAUCAGACUCAAAACUGACUUGUUGGAGACUUCGGUUGCUUAUUUCCUUCAUUGCCCAGUAUAUGCUCUCCGCUUCCGCAUGAAGUGGAGAUUUCAGCUGUUGACAUUUUCUUUGUCCGGUGAUCACCUCUUUAACAAGCUCCAACAAGACAAAGCCCAAACCCGUUCCAGUUGUUGAGUCCGUCCAAAAGGCAUCAACUUGGCAUCUCAAAUUUACUAACCGCCAAACCUAAUAAUCCGAUUAUAAUCAAAACAAAUCUUCUAAAUUUGUUCUAAAAAAAAUUAUAAUAGAAAAAUCAAAACAAAUCUUAACUAAUUAGCGAGAUUUUUUUUUUAAGGUGCUUUGUAUUUUGGCUGCCGUUUCCUUCGCAAAGAUCUCGGAAUAUUUCCUUUUAAACUUCACGGUCUUAUACCAAAAUUAGGUUAUAAAUAGAAAAUAUUAGGGUUAUAUGCGAGCUGUUUUUUUGGGUGUGCUCGUAUACUUGAUAAAAUCAGGUACAAUGUCGAUUUCCUUAGAAUACUACAAGAUCUCUCUUUUUGAAUAAUUUAUAAAUCUUUUCAGAAACAAUGAUUUGGUUUCAGAUCAAAAGUUUCUACAUUAAUCCACUGUGUUUUUUUUUUCACAUGGUGUGUUUUAUAUGAAUUUGCUGGGUUUUUCUUUGACCAAGUUUAGCAUCUCCUAGUUCUUACUGAAUCUGACAAUUCCAUAUGCGUAAGCUGGGAAGAGGCAACAGUUCAAAAGAUCUAAUAUUUUUUUUAUAACUUAUGGCGAUAAUUUACAUAAUACUUUGUAAAUGCCUACAAUGUUAUGUCUAUGGAACUCUAUUAACGUGCACGUGCCUUGCAAACUUGCUCUGGUUUGAAAACAUGACAGCAGGGCGUCUCAAAUUAAUUUUAUACCAUGUUCAUUAUAUCAAGUAAUUUUAAAAUUUAAUAACUUUAUCUGAUGUUUUCUAUUAUAAGUUAUAAAUUUAGCAUUAUAUCUAAAAUUAUAAAGUUUUUUACCAUAAUUUAUUUAUAUAUUUUAAAAAAAAUUUAAAUUUUAUAUUUUUAUAUUUUUGGACCCUUCGACCGCUCCACUUGCGGUUAGACAGUCCUCUAUGACAGUAAUAUGUAUAUAUGAUUUAAGUCUUCAUAUUUUAGUGUUUGUGCUAAUUUUAGUGUACUAUCUUUGUUGUUCAGCUUUUCGUUGAGAUUAACUCAGGUUUUUACCGUUUUACCGUUGAGCAUUGGCUCCGGUUGUAACCACUUAAUAUAUUUCGUUGACAAAAAAAUGCUUAUUUAUUCUUCCAUGAUUUUUUAGUUAUUAUUCAGAUAUGGAUCCAUAGUUCAGCUAAUAGUUAGGUGUUUUUGUGUAGAUAUUUAUCUUUGCCCACAAUACCUUUUUGACUUAUUGGAAUAAAAUUUAAGUUUCGAUUCAGGGCUUAUGAAGAUGGUUGUUCCUGUGUUUGAUGGGACUCAUUAUGAGUGUUGGAGCGUAAAAAUGAAAACGUUUUUGAAGGCUAUCGAUCUAUGGGAUGUCGUGGAGACAGGAAUAUUUCAACAAGAGGAAAUUUCAUCGGCAUAUCAAAAAUUUGAAGAAGGUUAUGCAUCAUCAUCAUCAUCCACUGAUUCAGCCUCGCGGAAACAAUGGAUGGAAAUGAAGGACACAACAGCGCUUCAUAUGAUCCAAAAUGCAUUAGCCUUUGAAAUUUUUCCGUGGAUAGCGUCUGCUACAUCAUCAAAGGAGGCAUGGGAUCUUUUGUUAGUGAAAUCACUAGGAGGUCCUUUGUUUCAAGCUAGAAAGCUUCUUGAUCUCAAGAAAGAGUAUCAUAAUAUGAAAAUGAGUGACACAGAAACAGUUCAUCAGUUUACUGAUAAGCUAAUGGAACUUGUGUUUCGUAUGAAGUCUUGUGGAUGGGAGGUCGAAGAUAAAGAAGUGGUGCAGAAAAUUCUUUCCUCUUUGCCUUUAAGAUUUAAUGAAGCGUUAGUCGAAGAAGCGGAAACACUUUCUAUUAGUGAUCUCAUUGAUUUCUUGCUGGUUCAUGAAUACUAUACGGAACCGGCUCAAGAAUCUGUAGAAGAGUCGGUCACUGGUGUGGAAAAAUGUCUCGGUGACAAACGUGAAACGUCAAACUCUUCGGAAAAUGUCUCUCAAAGCAAACGGAGCAUCAGAAAGGUUAAAGUCUCCCAAGUGGCAUCGACGGAGAGACCACGGAGAGAAGAGGAGCGGGAGUUAAAAGUUUUUUUGGUUUUGAUCUAUCUUUUGUUCUGAACAAACGUUUUCAAUUAAAUGCAUGAGAAAAGGAGAAAAAAAUAGAAGCCUUUAGUAAAGUUUUUCGUAAGUCUGGGUUGUAGCUAAACUGCAUCAUGUUAGAGAAUAGUUGAGGGUUUGUCUCCCUGAGACACAUUCCGGUGAGUACUGUGCUGUGAUUCCUCUCUGUCCAGAGUAAUAAGUAGAGCGUUUGUUUUGCCAGAUGAUGGGAAUAAAGCAUUCUUUGUUUUGGUGUUAACUUUAGUCAAGUGCUUUGUUUGGUCUAAUUCUAGUUGAAUUGAUGAAUGAAUACAUGAUUUUUUUUAUCUUUGUCAGUGCUGAUUUUAUAUAUUUUUUAAAGAAUCUGAGAUAUUGUUUGAUAUUUAAUAUUUGUUUUUACGACCAGUUUUAGUUUUUUUUUUCUUGAUUUGUAUCCUUAUUAAUUGGAUCAGAUGUUUAAAAACAAAACAAAAUUUCGACCAAAGAAAAAGUAAAAUACAUAUAUAGUUUUCUUUGAAAAAAAUAAUUAUUAUUUAAGUAGUUUUGUAUUUAAAAUUUAAAUAUUGAGGUGUAGUCUUCUUGAGUUACAAUGUUGAAAUCCUUUGGAGAGCUGUGCGUUAGGUAGAUUUUCCAUUCAUGUGUUUGUGGCACGUGUCUUUGACUCCUUUUCUUCCUUUUAAAACAGUGAAGAACAGAGUAACAAGUAUAGAUUUCUCACCGACACAAAGUCGAGAUCGUAUCUCCCGUUAUUGCACUACACUACGAGUUCUCAGUGGCAAAAAGCCAAGGUAAUUUCAGCUUAUAACCCCCCACCGUCCUUUAAGUUCUUGAAUCUUGUCCAUGGUGUUGACUAGAGAUCUCCAUGUUUGCUAAGGUAAAAGUAAAAGAAAAUGGAGUUUUUGAGCUUAGUGUCUUUGGAUCAUGUUUAGGAUAAUUAGAAAACUAUAGAUCAUGUGUGUAGUUUUAUGGAUUUGUAGUUGUUGCUUAUGACUUUUGAUCUUCAUCUUUAACAACAAGAAAUAGUAAUAGCCAUGGAGGCUCAAACGCAGAUGCAACAGCUUGUUCCGGUGUUUAAUGGAAACGAAUAUGAGCUUUGGAGUAUCAAAAUGAGAACCUUAUUGAUGUCCCGUGACCUAUGGGAUGUUAUAGAUAGUGAAACCUCGGAUCAGCCUAUGGAAGAAGAGUUGGUUAAGUCACAGAGAAUCAAGGAUAUGUCGGCACUUUACAUGCUUCAAAUGUCGGUAACAGACACAAUCUUUCUUCGGAUAACAAGAGCUACCUCGUCGAAGCAAGCAUGGGAACUUUUGAAGGCGGAGUUCGGAGAAACCGAGAGUAUUCGGGAUAUGAAGAAACAGAAUGUUGGGAUGAUGUAUGAGAAUUUGAUAAUGGGAGAAGAAGAAAGUGUUGAUGAGUUUGCUUGGCGAGUGAUGGAUCUUGCGAACCGGCUAAGGUUCUAUGGAAGAAACAUUCCUGAUGAUGAUGUCAUCUUUAGGAUUAUUACGAAGUUACCCGCCAGUUUUAAGGAGUCUGUAUCAUACAUUCGAACUUUAAAAGACGCUACUAUCACUGAGAUUGUUGAGAUGUUGCGAGGUGAUGAGUGGGGGCAAAGGCUUAUGGAUGAAGAAGCUUCCGGGAGUGAGUUUUGCAGGAAGAAGGGUCAUGAAACCUCAGAAUGCUAUUCAAAGAACAAGAAAGUCAGGCGGUAGAGAGAUCAUUGGUCGUUUGCAUAAUUUUAGCUAAAGAAGCAUGUAAAAGUUGUUAAUCCAGCAACCAAAAGAGUGUGCUGUGUGUUUGUUAUUGUGGAUGAAAUGCACUCGCAAUUCAUAUGUUAUAUUAUCUUGGAAGGCAACA
Messenger RNA from Brassica rapa (field mustard), 6113 nucleotides. RefSeq names its product putative F-box/FBD/LRR-repeat protein At5g56810. The record is from RefSeq and is a predicted model, not a curated record. Lineage: Eukaryota; Viridiplantae; Streptophyta; Magnoliopsida; Brassicales; Brassicaceae. Gene Ontology annotation, molecular function: protein binding.